AUGCUGGACUGGAUGAAGAGCAACGAGGGCCCCCAGGCGGCAGACACCUCCAAAGUCCUGGAGCCGCCCGAGACCCCGGCUCCUGUGUUUGCGAUUCGCGCCUUCAAGAGCGCCCUGUUUGGCACCCCAGGAGCAGAAGAGGAGGAAAACGAAGCCAAACAGGCAGAGCGCGUCCCUGACCUCAAACCCUCCGAUCACCAAUGCAGCAAAAGCGACGCAACCCAACCCUUUUCCAUUCCUACUGAAAAGAAGGAUGACGCGAAAUCGGACGACUCCUUUUUCAACCCUGCUGGCUCCCCCACGAAAAGCAUUCUGGUGACGCCCGGCACCAUCUCUAAUCGGCGGAAGACGGUCUCCUUUGGCGAGGGGGUGGUCGACAAUGAAGGGAAGCGCGAUAGCCAAUCGAGCAAAGUGCGGGGGAAUCUCACCACGCAGUGGAUGUCCGGCUCCGCCGAUGGAAAGCCUCGCAGCAAGCUUACUCAAACCCUAAUAGAUGCGCGUGACAAUGCAUCGAGGAAUGCCGACUCCGCCGGCACCACUCCCGAGAAGUCGGACGCGAAACCGGUCGCGCGUGCCCAGCCAAAGGACGAGUCCGGCUCAGAGGAUACUAUCAAUCUAGAGGACCCUCGUUCGGAGUCAGGAAAAUACUGGAAGACGGAGUUCGACAACUAUCGAUCGCGCACCAAUCGUGAAAUUAAGAAGCUGAUCCACUACCGGUCGAUCGCCAAGUCCUACGCCCGAAAGAAGGACUCUGAAGCUAUACGACUCACGGACAAACUCCUCGAGGAAGAAAAAAAGGUAGCGGAGAUGGAAUGUCAGGUGUCGCGCCUUGCAUCGACGAUUGUGGGAGAAGGAUCUCAAGGAAACAAGGAGGAAUUGAUACAGGAUCUCACCAAGCAGACAGCCCUGGCCCUGCAGUACAAGCAACAAGUGACAUCUUUGCGCAAGAUUCUCGAGCAGCAGGGUGUUGUGGAAGGAAGCACCACCAAGGCGCAGGAGCCUGCCAAGGAAUCAUCAUCUUCAAACACCUCGGAAGAGCUCCGCAAAGCACAGCAAGAGCUAAAGCAGGCAAAUGCCAAAAUUGAGGAGCUGAUGCGCCGGCAGAAUCAAGAUUCUGAUCUGAAGGCGCUGAAAAGCCUCGCGCAAAGCUCGGAGAAGAAAGCGCAGGAUCUCGAAAAAGAGAACAACUCUCUCAAGCAGACUAUGGCGCGUGUCAAGCAAGAGAUGUCAAAAUAUGAUGGCCGGCGCAAGGAGAAGGAAAACAGACUCAAGCAGAGGGAGAGCAGACUGGAGACACGGAUUCAAGAAUAUCGCGAACAGCUGAAGAAGACCACCCAGGAGCAUCGUGCAUCGGAAGACGCACUGCGAGCAAGCUUCGACGAAGAACGCCGUCGUAUGCAAACUCAGAUCGACCUGCUGAAAUCGAGAAUCUCUAAUACGGAGCGUGUACCGACUCUGCGACCCCAGCAGCGGCAGACUUUCAACCCAUGCAAAGAAUACUCGGGCGUGCGGGUCUAUGAUUUCGCGGAUCAGAACCGCCCUGAGAUAGAUGAGGCCACUGAAGACCUCGAAGCACCGCCCAGCCCCAGCCCUCGCAGCAAGGCUCGGCAUAUACGAAACGCUACAACGGGUACAAUUGACCCCAAGCGUGCGACGCAGGACAUCAACGCAGACGACGACGAAGUCACGCAUUACCUGAACGAAAUUCUGGACAACUCGCGUCCUAAAUCUUAUCAUUUCGACGGAGUACCCGCCCCACCUUCAUCUCCUCCCGACAUCGGUGCGCUCAAAUCUCUCGACCGCAACCUCAGGAAUUAUCAACCCACAACCGACAAGCAACGUACAUAUCGCUCUCUAUAUCGCCGGGAUCCUGACACGACCGGCACGGGAAAUGAACAUGACCAGCGAUCUCGACCCCAUAUCAGAUCCACUCUCGACAAUAUCUCUGGUCUUCCCUGCUCACGGACUGGGGCUUAUGCUGGGUAUACCAUUUCAGGAGGGGAACGGGCAAGUAGACAGCAGGGUCUUUCCGAGAUGGAACGCAACUUUCUCUCUCCAGAGCGAGUUGCUGCAGCAAAGUCUCGACUCCAGAAGAAGAAGGAUGAAAGUCGGAGAAGCAGGACUCUUGGAGGUGGAAGUUUCCGGGCUGUGGCUUCAGCGCGCUCCGCGGGAAGCUGA
Messenger RNA from Penicillium argentinense, 2178 nucleotides. RefSeq lists its product as uncharacterized. The transcript is spliced from 3 exons. NCBI's taxonomy places the organism in Eukaryota, Fungi, Ascomycota, Eurotiomycetes, Eurotiales, Aspergillaceae. Bases 1 to 2178 code for a protein of 725 amino acids. The record is from RefSeq and is a predicted model, not a curated record.